AUGGAAACAGGGCCAGCAACUGAACUCCUCAGUCUCCCAUGGUCAGGCCCAGACUUGUCAUGCCCAAUCCUCCGUCUGCCCAACGAAAUGACCGGCCACAUCUUCGAACAAUACCUUCCGGAAUAUCCUCUUGCUCCUACUCCCGCUGGCGACGGCUCCCCGACGCUUUUGGGUCACGUGUGUCGCCACUGGCGUGCCAUUGCACUUUCGAUGCCCACUCUGUGGCGAGCAAUACCGAUACGGGACGGUGAUUCAAAAUCGAGUUGGAUACCCAUAUGGCUUAAGCGCGCGGGGAAAAUGAACAUCUCCUUCCAAGCACAAGAGGUUGACUUCGAUUAUUGCACAAUACACAAAUCAGUCAUGGAGCAACUCAUCCAAGAGCGGGGUCGAGUGGAACACCUCUACUUUUUAUUCGAAACUCGCAGCCAACUCGAAGCCCUGAUGCGGAAUCCAUUUCCUGCUCUACUCUCCCUAGAGCUGCGAUCAUUUGUGCCAAUCAGAGGCCACGAAAAUCUCUCUCAUCUUCAUGCACCGCUACUCCGUUCGACGAUUUUAUGGGAUGAACCACACUUCGCUUCUGCAUCUUUCCUCGUGGCUGUCCCGUGGCAUCAGCUGACGGUACUGGCGCUGGUAUGUAGGCCACUGAAAGAUUGCACACCUAUCCUCCAAAAAACGCCAAACCUUGUUUACUGCGAGCUAUCUUUGAUAUCCGGUCUCUGGGAAGAUUCAGAGCAUGCCAAUGACUCCGAUAUUCAUCUGCCGCAUCUUCAACACCUCAUUCUGACUGUCUUUCGAUCUGACCAUUUCCCAUUAUGUAAUUUUCUCGGCUCUUUCGUGACUCCAUCUCUUCGCCAAUUGAAAGUCGCACAAGACUUCCUUGAACCCGAUGCAGUUAGCACAAUAAACUCUUUCAUCGACAAGUCGGGUUGCAAGCUUGACGAACUUUGCAUUCUCGGUUCGACUAGCACUUCAUCAGAACAGGAAAAGAACCCUUGGUCCCAAUCUAUACAAAGCGUCACCUUGGAUUCGCGCAAUCAUUCCUCAGGCUGGACUGAUGAUGCAAUUGCAGACGGGCCACGGCGAUUGGUCAUAUCUCGGGGUUGGUUUUGA
Mycena indigotica is the source of this 1110-nucleotide messenger RNA. Its product is annotated as F-box domain-containing protein. Bases 1 to 1110 code for a protein of 369 amino acids. The record is from RefSeq and is a predicted model, not a curated record. Lineage: Eukaryota; Fungi; Basidiomycota; Agaricomycetes; Agaricales; Mycenaceae. Gene Ontology annotation, molecular function: protein binding. The transcript has a single exon.